AUGACCUCCAAGCGCUGGCCUAGAUGUGUGCCUGUGGAGACGGGACUCCCUCACCCAGAAGGCCCAGAGCUUGGCACAGGGCCUGGCGCAUCCCCCGAGGGAUCAUCUCCACCCUCCCAGCCUCGAACCCAGCUCCAAGCCCACUGCCAGGGCCCCGGGGCCGAUGGCUCCUUCCUUCCUCGCCCUCAGCAUUCUGGGGGAUCCCGGCGCCUCCGCCCAGGGGUCCGCCGGAGACGCGGCUGGAGGGGCCUCCCUCCCCCAUCCUCAGGGCCUCCCGCCCGGCCCGGCCCGGCCCGGCCUGGAAAAGGCCUCCACUUCCCCUUCUUUGCCCCUCCCGGUGCGCUUCUUCUCGCCCCCCAGCAGCUGCUCUCUCCGCGUGGGGCCCCGUCCCCCGCUCCCUCCCCGGAUCCCCGCAGCGGCUCUAACCCUAAGCCUCCCCCCUUCCCGCCCUGCUCCCUGCAGGGUCCGGGAGCCACAGACUUCCAGUCAGCACCACCGAGCCUGGACAGAGGGAAGUUUACUGAGCACUGGGAGGAGCCCAAGCCCCGCCCACCGCCGGCGAGCGCUGCUCCGGCGAAGAUCGCUCCCGCCUCCGCUGCGCGGCUCCAGCUCCGGAAACCCUGCGUCUGCCAGGGAGAGACAAAGACAGAACUCAAUAGCGCCGCCCGCCGGGGAGAGCCUGCCCGCGCGCACCGGGGCCUCCCUUAUCCAGGCUGCAGCGGGAACAGCCCGGUGGAGUCACAAGAAGAUGUCAGGAAGGGGGAGAGCCGUGGGGGCGUUUCUUUGGCCCGCUGCCCACAAACACCUCCCCGGUCUCAGCCCACAGGCCCGGCCUCCACCUUCGUUGGCCCCCUGGCCUGCUCUCCAGGCCCCAGCCCGGCUUCGUGCUGGACUCUGCAGGCCCAGACCCGCCAAGCAGCCUCUCCUCCCAAAGCAGUGACCGUUGGGCCACAUCGAUCUGGGCUCUUGGGAGUUCAGAAGACCUGA
Gracilinanus agilis (Agile Gracile Mouse Opossum) is the source of this 987-nucleotide messenger RNA. RefSeq names its product proline-rich protein HaeIII subfamily 1-like. The transcript has a single exon. The record is from RefSeq and is a predicted model, not a curated record. Bases 1 to 987 code for a protein of 328 amino acids. Lineage: Eukaryota; Metazoa; Chordata; Mammalia; Didelphimorphia; Didelphidae.